AACAAACACAAGAUGAUGUAGGAAAAGUGAAGCUCUGUGAUCACUUUCUGGAGACACAGUAUGUAUGUAUGUAUGUAUGUGUGUGCGUGCGCGCGUGCGUGGCCGGCCACUCUCUGUAUUGCUAACAGGCACAAUAGCGCAUCAAUCACCAGGCAAAAAGGCCCACGACUGCGUGUGCGCGCGAUGACGUCAAUCUGCUGAAAGGCGGCCGACACAAAAGCGGGGCGGGCGGGUCAUUAGCCGCACCUUUGGGUCGGCACCAUGUGAACCCCUCGCCCCCUCCCACGGGAAAUAUUUUAACGGGACGACCCGGUCGCCACGGCGACACUUUACGAGGGGGCGGGAUGCGAUGUCCAGCGGUCACCGUGGGGAAAAAAAAGUGACGAUGACGGUAACCAACGACUUUUCCCACAAGAACCUGUGAGGAGGCGGCACGGAGGAGGGAAAUUGUCCUCAGGUGUGAAUUGCAAGGUUUGUUUGUCUAUAUGCACGCCGCAAUUGGCUGGCGACCAGUCCAGGGUGUCCCCCGCCUCUCGCAGAAGACGACCGAUGAUGGAACAUGUACGGAAUCAUGUCCAGGUGACUCCCCGUCAAAGCAUCAGUCCCGCCUCAACACUUCCAACGAGACCUUCACUUUGCGUGUGUGUGCGUGAGAGAGGCACGCAGUCACCACGGCGACCCCGGUACCAAGCAUGUGUGACAUCACGCCAUCGAAUGAAUAUAAAAGGGCGGCCGGGACCUCGGUCCUCAGACGCGUCCCGACCGGGAGGAACUUUUUUGGGGCUCAUUAGCUAACGACGACCGACACGAGUUGUGUCGGGAUCUCGGUACGAGUCCUGCGAAGCGCAUCGAAACGACAACGAGCGACAGCUUCCGGCCAAUCUCAGCGCAACGUGACUGACCUGAAAAUGGACGCCUCUGCAGCCUCCUUCCUCUCCCUCCUGGUCCUUAUCUUCAUCCUCAACCUCGCCGCCGAGGCCGGGCCUGCGUCUCAGGGUCGCGAUGUCAAGGCCAUGACCGCACUGUUUGGCUCGCGGCUCUCCUCUCUCCUCAUGGCCCCGCCGCCGCCCCCGUCCGAGGGCUCAGCGGAAGGUCCGGCGGCGGCGGUGGGGUCACGCUUCCUCGUGGACGACCUGCGGCGACACGCCAAGAUGAGGAGGCGCGGCGGGAAGUGGACGGCGCUGGGAGGACGAGGAUGCUUCGGCUUGAAGAUGGAUCGCAUCGGCGCGGUCAGCCGUCUCGGAUGCUGA
Messenger RNA from Phyllopteryx taeniolatus (common seadragon), 1250 nucleotides. It is a transcript of the gene nppcl2, whose product is annotated as natriuretic peptide C-like 2. Gene Ontology annotation, cellular component: extracellular region. The coding region runs from base 909 to 1250 and encodes 113 amino acids. The transcript is spliced from 2 exons. Gene Ontology annotation, molecular function: hormone activity. Lineage: Eukaryota; Metazoa; Chordata; Actinopteri; Syngnathiformes; Syngnathidae. The record is from RefSeq and is a predicted model, not a curated record.